GAAAGUUACCGUGAGUAAGCUUCACCGGCUCCCGUUCAAGAAGGUAGAUCCCAUGAGGUAAAUACAUAUGAAUGCGUGGAUCAUAUUCUCCUCCAAAGCUAGCAUUUAUCAUUGUACCACAUCUCUAAGAACAAGAGAUUCAAAUAUCCAAGAUGAGCAACAAAGCCGCGUACCUCUUGGCCGCGAAAGCUCACCCCUUCAAAGUCGACGAUGCCCCCAUGCCAACACCAGACGCCUACGAAGUCGUCAUCAAAAACCACGCCGUCGCCAUUAACCCCGUCGACUGGAAGAUCCAAGACUGGGACGGCGUUUUCAAGUCCUACCCCGUGAUCCUCGGCAGCGAUGUAGCUGGAGAGAUUGCUGCUGUCGGCUCAGCUGUGGAGAAGUUCAAGAUAGGCGAUCGAGUCAUUGCCAAUAUGGACGGGUUGGGAAACCAGAAGCAGACGAAUGCCGGGUUCCAGUUGUACAGUGCGACGACGGAGAAAAUGGUUGCGAAGCUGCCGAGUGGUAUCAGCUAUGCGGAUGGUGCGGUCCUGCCAAUAGGUCUUGGGACCGCUGCGGCCGGGCUUUUUCAGAAAACAACGUUGGAUUUGCCGUAUCCGCAACUGGAUGUGAAACCGAACGGGCAGAUUCUUUUGAUCUGGGGCGGCAGUUCCAGCGUCGGUAGCGGCGCGAUCCAGCUCGCCAAAGCCGCAGGGUUUGAGGUUGCGGCGACAGCGAGCAGCAGGAACCACGGUUACCUCAAAGACUUGGGCGCGGCGUACAUUUUCGACCAGUCAAGCGCGAAUGUCGUCGACGAGAUUGUGGAGGUCCUCAAGGGGAAAGACUUUGCCGGCGUUUUUGACGCAAUCUCUACCAACGAGACCAUCGCUCUCAGUGCACAGAUCGCGAGCUCGAGUAGCCUGGAAGGAAAGAGGUUUGUGUGUGACGUGAAUCCUCCGUGGGAGCCGUUGCCAAAGGGGCUACCCGAGAACGUGAAGUUUGGGCACGCAAUGCAACUUGAUAUCAAUACGAACGAAGUCGGUAAAGCUGUGUGGGGCGAGUGGGUGACGCCGGCUCUGGAGAAGGGGCUUUUGAGGUGCAAACCCAACCCACGCAUUAUUGGUCACGGUCUAGAAAAGAUACAAGUGGGUGUUGAUGAACUGCGGAAGGGGGUUUCGGCUGAAAAGCUAGUGAUUACUCUAUAGACAAGGAAGUGUGUAAGGUUUAGAGAUGCACAAGCGAGUUCCAAUGGCUAUCUUUUCAAUUCUUUUGGCGUCUUUACUGUUUCAAGAAAGAAGGUAAAUCCUCUUUCAAAAAAGUCUCAAUGCUCUUCGUCUGAACAUUCACUCCCAGCUGCGGCUCUGAUUAGAUUGCAGAAUCUCCUAUCUAAAGGUAUGGACACUCACAUUCUCUGGAUUGGUGAUGCUUGGAUCAGCUCCGUAGUACCCAGGGUCUUCAGUAUACACAAACAUCUCUCCGAUUUCUCGUCCAGCACC
This is a messenger RNA of Mytilinidion resinicola, 1478 nucleotides long. Its product is annotated as GroES-like protein. The transcript is spliced from 2 exons. Gene Ontology annotation, molecular function: oxidoreductase activity, acting on NAD(P)H. The coding region runs from base 153 to 1187 and encodes 344 amino acids. Lineage: Eukaryota; Fungi; Ascomycota; Dothideomycetes; Mytilinidiales; Mytilinidiaceae. The record is from RefSeq and is a predicted model, not a curated record.